UUCAGGUCCUUAGUUCGAGCUCUUUGUUACUCGUCUCCUACCGUCUUACCCCUCAUAUUUACUUACAUACCUCAGUAAUAAAAAAAAAAAAUAAAGAAAAUAAAAUCCUCUAGUCAGUUAAAGUUCUGACUAUCGCGCUAUCGAUACCCGACACUAAAUCUCUCAGCGAUCGUCUCCGGUUUAAAUUUCUCUACUUCGUAGAAUUUUACACAAAAGAAAAAAAUAAAUUAAUAUUUAAUAUACAUAUGUAUAAAUAUAUAAAUAUAUAUAAAUAUAUAAAUAAUACCAGUGUUGAUAAAUAAUUAAAUUUAAAUUUAUUAUUUUACGCCAUUUUUUUUUCCGGCAUUUGUUUUUUUUUCUUUAUUAUUUUUUUUUUUAACAAUUAAUUUUGUGGUUAUUAUUAAGAGUGUUUAUGUUGUAAUUGAGUGCCAGUGCAGUGUAAUUAUAAUAUUAAUUAUUAUUUGUAAAUUUAUUAAUUAAUUAAUUAAUUUAAAAAAUUGGGAACCGAAGAAAUUUAAAAAAAAACCUGAAGAUUGAAAACGUGCACGAGGUUUUUUUAUAAUUUUUAUUAUUUUUUAUGGAUAUCAAAACCGCGUGGUCGCGAUGGAAAAAAAAUUUUCAUAUUUUUUUCAUAAGGAAUAAAAAAUUAAUUAAAUAAUUAAUUCAAUUACGCUAUAAUAAUCACCAAGGGAGCUGGGAAAUUCCACGAGGUCAAAAUGGCUAAACCAAAACGUUUUCAAAGUGAAUUAGAUCGUUUGAAAUCGGAUUUAACUGAAAAAAUAAUAUCACCACCAGGUUCACGUCGUCGUACCCAAUCACAGCCGUUAUUAUCAAGCCCAUCACCGUCAUUAUCAUCGUCUACCUCUUCUUUAUCGACCACAAUGACCCAAUCGCAACAACAGCAAUCUUCGUCUGCUUUACCGACCGCCAAAUCCUUACCGGCCGAUAAACUAAAACUUAUCCCCCGAGUUAAAUUAAUCGACUUGACAAAAACAAACGACUUAUCGUUAUCUCUUAAAGAUAAACUGCGUAAAAAAACAUUCGAACGUACAAAUAAAUUAUUAAAUAAUUAUGUAAGAACAUCCAAGCCAUCGCUGACCUCCCCAGAGCCAUCUGAUGACGAAUACAGCACUCGAAGUUUAAAUUACUCUCGUAAAAAAGUAACGUUUGCUUCAAAUCGUUCAAAAAAAACUAAAAAACGUGAUAAGCGUUCGAUUUCAACGGAUGCUAAUUUUUGGAAAAAUAAAUCGGCAAAUAAUUGGAAAUUUGAUGAAUUCGAUGACUUGGAUUCGAAUAAAAAUUGUAGAGCUAAGCUCAGUAUUGCGUCCCAAGGUUCAAAAUUUGAAAAAUCGGCAGAGAUCGGUAACGAUUUUGAUGCUGAGGUGAUUUCCGGUGAGUCGACAAUUUUGAAAAAAUUGGAAAAAGUCAGAAGUCAACCCAAAGACAAUAAUUUGUCAGGAGUUUCGAGUAUCAUGGCGCUGGAAUUUGAAGAAGAGCCAACCGAUUUUUGCAAUACAUUAUCGGUAUCCUCUGAGUCUGAUAAAAAUUCACUGGCAUGCUUGAAAAAUUACAGAAUACCAAAAAAGAAGAAAAGUAUCGACUUAGAAGAUGAGAUCGGUAAAGAAAAUUUGGAUAUUGGAAAUAAUAAUUUGAAAACUGGAGAUGAGAAGUUGGAAAUUGAGAAUAAAGUGGAAAUCGAGAAGAAAAAACCAGAAGAAAAGAAAAUCGGUAACGAAAAAUCGGUAGUUACUGAAAAUAUCGAAGCUACGACUGAAAAUAUGGAGAUCGAAACUGAAAAUAUGGAGAUCGGUAUCGAAAAUUUGGAGAUCGGUAACGACGCGAGUAGAGAAAGUUCAAAAAUAUCGGCAGUCGAUAGAAUAAUCGCGAUAAAAUCAUGCCGUCGUUUAUCGGAAGAGAAUUCUGACACUCAAUCGGUAUCAUCAGGACGCAGCGGACGCUAUAGUCUGCGUAAAAACAUACCGAUUAAUUACAGCGAAGGUUUUUACGACGAAAUUGUAGAAGAAGUAACUUGUGAUCGAUUUCUUAAAAAUAAUCAAAGUCGAGAAUCUUUACCGGCUGGUACUAGAAAAAAUCGCAGGUUAUCGGCUGAGAAGUUACCGACUGAGAAGUUACCGACUGAGGCCGAGCCGACAGCUAAAAUCGAUAAGGCAGAGAAAUUAUCGACUGAUUCCGAGCUGACAAUGGAAGUCGAUAAGCCAGAGGAAGUGCCGACUGUCACUGAGCCUGCAGUGGUAGUCGAUAAGGCAGAGACGGUACCGACUGAGGUCGAGCCGAUGCCGGAAGUCGAUAAGGCAGUGAGUGAAAUCAGUCGGGAAGUUAUCGAGCCCGAGAAGGCUGGAGAAGAAAUGGCCGUGAUACCGAUCGAGAUCACUAUCGGAACUUCUACUGGUAAGAAGAGCAAAAUAUUUCCACGGGAGGAAUUUCCAAAGAGGACUGUAAUUAUAGAAGACAAGGCGGAAAAAAAGAGAUAUUUGUAUACAUUCAAUACGAGAGCCGGAAGUGAUUUGGACGCAAAUGAAACCCAGAAGCUAAAAAAUACUCAGAGCCGUCGAAAACGCGGGGUCGAUUCUCGAUCGCCGUCGCCAGAUAGUAUGUCGGUUAAGCCGCCGGCAAAAAAAAGAGGUAGGCCGUGCAAAGCUGCCGGUAAGAAAGAGGUUACAGUUAAGGUCAAAGGUCAGCGUGGUCGUAAAAAAAAAGUACCAGUUGUGGUUGAAAAGGUUUGUGAGGAAUCGGAUUGUAAGAAAGGUCGGUGUCGAUGUAAACAGGAUUCUGCUGGACAGAAGCUUCCGUCGAUGCCACGUUUCGAUAAUACUGUUGAAGAUACAGGCGAGCAAUCGGUAUUGAGUCAAGAGAUCGUUAACAGGAUUUGUAAUUUAAAUGAUCAAGGAAAUCCGAAUCUCGAGGCUGAAAUCGAUUCAGCUUUAGCUCUAGCCUGUCCAAUAAACGCAAACCGUCAGCAUUUAAAAAAAUUAUUCACCCACUUCCUAACCCCAAAAGUCGUGCAAAAAAUUGUCUCCGACCCCGAGCCCGUCUCUCAAAAACGUAAACUAGAAUCAACUACACCCUGCACUAGCAAAAAACCUCGAAAGACAAAACUAAUCGAUAUGUUCGCAGCCGAAGACGAAGUUUUCGGGAUUCGCAUCGCGAGACCCUCGCGACCCCGCGCUUUGGUCAGCGACGAAUCGGUACACAAAAAGCUGAUGAAGUCUUUCGAAAACUGGUCGAAAAUACCCGAACUCGCGCCUCUUUUAGCUUCGAGUCGUUCCAUCAGCAGCGUAACCAUUAAUCUUAAUAAUAACCAACAGCCAGUGGCGUCAACUUCCAAAUCUCAACAAAAUGGCGGCCAGCCCCGACGUAAACACUCGCCAAUAAAAAUUCCGGUCGUCGAAACUCGUGAAGAACCAAAACCACGCGAAACUAAACUUCGUAUUGUGACGAAUGUUGCCACCCAAUUAACGAUCAAAAAAGUCCCAAUACGGCCCAUUUCACCCCCCAGAAAUAUCCCCGAUAAUUUAGACAGCCUGGAAACUACUUGCCGCGACCCUAGUGACCUGAGAUCAAAACUAAGCCGCGGAUCGAAAGAAGAAACGGAUAAAAAACCCGAAAAAUCUCGAACUCGCGAUCGGUGGAGAGACGACAGUUCGGAUUCGUCAGGUGACGACGAAGAAAGUUCGAGAUUAUUUAAAUAUUUCGAAAAAAUUAACGACAGUGACGACGAUGAUGAGGAAAGUUCGGAAAAUGUCACUUCUAAUGAAAAAGAAACCAAGAAAUUCGAUGACCGAAGAUGGUACGCGUGGAAUUUGAGUGAACAAAAUGGCGGGUCCAUUCAAACUACUGAUCAAGAUGGCGGACUAACUCUAACUUCCGAUCAAAAUAUCGAAAAUCCUGACAAUAGUUCAGCAAAUCGCGAUUCGGGUGAACAAAAUGGCCGCGAGAAGAGUCAGAAUCAAAAUGGCGGCCAGGAUCGACUUUCUGACGGCCAUCUUGUGAACACGGAAAGUAAAAAUGGGGAAAAUGACAACCAGAUUAAGGAAAAUAGUGAUCAAGGUGACAAAGAUGGAAGUCAGAAGAAAGAAAAUGGCGAUUCAAAUAUCGAGGGUAAACAGGACGAUUUUGAACAAGAUGGCGGGAAAAAUAAAUUAACUGGUAGUAAAAGUCAACAAGAUGGCGACUUAGAUAAAGAAGAUGGCGCCCUAGGUGUCGAAAAUCUAGAUUUGAAGGAAAAUAAAACUGUACGUCAACAAGAUGGCGGCCAAUCUCAACAAGAUGGCGACGUAGAUAACAAAGAUGGUCCUCUAGAGGUUACUAGCCGUAAUUUAAAUCAAAAUGACGAUGAAAGUCAACAAGAUGGCGACCAACCUAAACAAGAUGGCGACCAGCAACAACAAAAUGGCGACCAAAGACGACAAGAUGGCGCUUUAGGUGUUGAAAGUCAGGAUAUGGAACAAAAUGGCGCCAUACGACAACAAGAUGGCGGCCAAAAGUGUUUAGUUGAUGAUUUAAAGGAAAAUGAAGUCACGAGUCAACAAAAUGGCGUCGAAUGUCAACAAAAUGGCCGCCAGGAUGAAAAUGAUGAAAUAGAUCGUAGUCUUGAUGAUGAUAAUGAUGAUACGUUGACGGAUGAUGAUAGUAGUAGUACUAGUAGUAAAAGUAGUGUAAGUAGUAGUGAUUCGAGUAGUAGUUCGGAUUCAAGUUCAAGCGGCAGUAGUCAAUCCUCGGGUUUUGUUGAUGCGUCGCAAAGUAGGAGUAGGUCGGAUUUAACGAAUGCAUUUAAUAGUACUCUUACUAAUUCUGGGGAAAAGGUUGACUUGAAUGAGGACUUGAACUUGAAUAGUGAUGAUGAUGAUGAUGAUGAUGAUGAUGAUGAUGGUCGGAGAAAGCUUGAGGAGAAAGGGGAUAAAGAAGAUUUGAAUUCGCAAAAGAGGUUGGAGUCGGACAGUGAGACGGAGGAUCAGGAGAAGGAAAAAGCUGAUGAUGAUGAUUUUCUUGAUAUUCAUUGCGAGGAUGAUUCAUUGGAUGCUGAUUUAGCAGAAUUCGAUGACGUCGCCCCACAAAAAAGUCCCAAACUGGAGCGUUUUAAUGCCAUGGAAUCUGUCAAUUUUGACGCCUAUUUUACUCAAAACAAUAACGAAUUUGAGUCUUCAUACAACGCGAUCAAUAUUCAGCCCAACAACAACAACAACAACAAUCAAAACAAUGUCACCAACAACAACAACAACAACAAUUGGAAUCAAAAACACCAACGUGAAUUACUUGAGCGCAGGAAGCAAAGGUUUUCACAGGACGCAAACAUAAACAACAACAAUAACAAUAAUAAUAUUGCAAACAAUAAUUUUACUAGAACAAAUAACAAUAGUUUUAAUUGCGUAACAAGUAUAAAUAAUCCGAAAUUGCAACCGCUGAAUGGGAACCCAACGAGACUCCGUAACGUCUACGACCCGCAAGUUGAUGGCAAUAGCGCGCAUUCGGAUGCUAAAUUUCAAUUCAGGAAUCUGUGCCACUGUCAAUUGAAAUAUGGUAAUUGUGCGCGAUUACGUGCUGGUAAUUGUCAAUUUGGUCAUACGAUUCCUGCCAAACUGACUCACAUUCACAUCGCGCCCGAGCUUGAGGCGAAGCAGAUCCUGGAGCACGCGAUCUCCCAGAACUACGUCGCCUUCCUCGAAAAUGUAUACGAAAACACUAUAGCAAAAUUCGACACCACCUACAUCUACAUGAUCCUGUCGAAACUGAUGGUCAACUUCGCAGUAGGAAGCCUCAGAACUUUCCUAACCUUUACCAUAAAAGUCCUCCUAAGUAAGAAUCGAACCAUCAGUCAAAUUGCAAGCCAACUUGCCGACCUGGUGACUCCGUUGGUAAUCGGACCUCCUGUUGACGAAUCGACGGCCGGUAAAACAGAUCCCGGGUCACUGCCGAAUAUAAUUUUUGACGUCAUAUCAGAAAAAAUCGAACCCGGGCAGUACUGGGAGACACUGAGAAGAUUGUUUUCGAUUCUUCCCCGUCAAGAUGCCGCUCGAGUCGCCAUUGUUCUGCAGGAAUCGCUUGAUUAUAAAAAAUCACUGCAACAUAAUUCCGAUAUUCAUAAUAAUUUACUAAUACAUUUAUUUGAUAGCACUAGAGAUGACAUUGACCAGACACUUCUAGCAGAUUUCAAUAAUUAUUAUGAUGAUCAAGUGAGACAGGCCAAUGGCACUGACACCCAUCAUGAUGAUCAGUCGGAGCAGCAUCUGAAUGUUGAAAUUUCCUCGCCGUCGCCGGAUCGCAGGGCGAAUUUCAAUUCCGCGGCCGGUAAUGCAGAUCCGCGGCCGGUAAGGCAGCUCAGGGAGGAGAUACCGAUCGCGCAUGUCGAGUUCGAUGCACCCAGGAGGGUCUCCAGAGGGGGCGCUGAUGGACGGAAUUUAUUUGAUGGUAACCGCGAGCUAUCUUUGAUCGAGUACAAUAGACCAGAGCCGGAGUACAAAUCCCUCGUACUGCAAUUGCAUCGUGACUUGGACGAGCUAAAAGCCUCAUUGCACACAAAGGAUUACGACAACGCAAUAAAAAUACUGAAGAAAAACAAAUUAAAUCACACGGCCGCCAAUUCGCAUCCGUUUGCUCGCGGGUUCUACCGAAUAAUUUGCGACCUUAUAACGGCCAACAACACGCAUCUAGAUGAAAUAAUUACCAGGACAGGUAAUAAUUAUUUCAAGUUAUCGGCGGAUGGUACAACAGUUUCCAUUAAUUACGACGAGUAAUUAACCUAUUAAUUAAAGGUGAGCAAAUUAACGCCAAAUUUAAGUGCCAAUUUAAAUAAAAUUUGUUUUAUUUUAUACGGUUAUCAUUGAUAAAUAUAUAUAUAGAUAUAUAUAAAAUAUAUAUGAGUAUAUAUAUGGUCAUUUUUUUUAUAUUUUUUAUUAAUGUAAGAGCUUUCAAUAAAUAUAUCAUUUUUUUUA
This is a messenger RNA of Microplitis mediator, 6950 nucleotides long. RefSeq lists its product as uncharacterized. Lineage: Eukaryota; Metazoa; Arthropoda; Insecta; Hymenoptera; Braconidae. The transcript has 7 exons. The record is from RefSeq and is a predicted model, not a curated record. The coding region runs from base 717 to 6752 and encodes 2011 amino acids.